AUGACGGAGCUUGGGCAACAUGAAGUGGCUGCCGAAUACGGCCCGACAGCGAAGAAGCCAAGGACAUCCAAACCGACGAUCAAGUCAUCUCCGGUGGACAAGAAGAGAGCUACAUGGACCAGUGAGAUGAUUGCAGAUCUCAUGGCGAUCAGGUUCAGCGAGACAGCGAAGCGCAAGUUCAACGCAUGCAAGACGACAAAGCAAAAGGCUGCAUGGUGGGCUUUUGAAUGCUCUGGAAUGAACUCGUCGCCAAUUAUGGACUCCAUUCAGGACAAUUUUGACGAGACCCUGGGCGACUCCGACGACGGCACCAUUAGUCCCCCAAGCACUGCUGCCAAAAUUCGUCCGGCCGCGCACUCUCCAAUGAUUCCUCGGGCAGUCGGAGCGAAGAAGUCGUUGGGUGAUUCGUUGGAGGUGGGGCUUUCCAGAAUGGCAGACGCUCUGGUUACGAUGGCCAAUUCGAAGACAUCACCCCCACUUGCACCGGUUGUGGAUUUGUCUCCACUUGUAGACAAAAUUGACAUUAUGUUACAGUUGCAAGCGGCAGCACAAAAGGAACAGGCAGCACUCAACAAAGUCCUAUUUGAGUCUCUUGCAAAGUUGAUAAGCAAGUAA
Messenger RNA from Aphanomyces astaci, 615 nucleotides. RefSeq lists its product as hypothetical. Lineage: Eukaryota; Oomycota; Saprolegniomycetes; Saprolegniales; Verrucalvaceae. The coding region runs from base 1 to 615 and encodes 204 amino acids. The transcript has 2 exons. The record is from RefSeq and is a predicted model, not a curated record.